AUGAUGUCUGCCACGGAUUCUGGUGUCGAAUCGUCUCCAGUUCAAAACAUUACGGCGCAGUAUUCCAAAGUCAAGAGGGUGUAUCAACAAACUCUGGACCGCUGGACGCCGUAUAUGCUGAACAGAUGGCUUGUGACUGCAGGCUUGUUGGCUACGUUCUUUUUACGCAUUGUGCUGGCCCAGGGUUGGUAUAUCGAUGCCCUUGCUAUUUAUCUCUUGAACUUGCUGCUUGCGUUCUUGCAGCCGAAGUUUGACCCGUCUCUUCAGGAUGACCUCAUGGCAGACGAAGCUGAAGAAGGGGUGGAUGGAAAUGCGAGCCCCUUGCCGAGUCAACGAGAUGACGAAUUCAGACCUUUUGUACGGCGGUUACCUGAAUGGCAGUUUUGGCUUUCGUCCACUCGUGCAAUCGUCGUUGCCAUUUUCUGCACCACUUCCGAGGUCUUUGAUGUCCCUGUUUACUGGCCCAUCCUCGUCAUGUACUUCUUUGUCUUGUUUGCGCUGACUAUGCGGAGACAGAUACAACAUAUGAUCAAGUAUAAAUACGUUCCGUUCGAUAUCGGCCGUAAAACCAGAUACGGAAACCACCAUUAA
Molecule: messenger RNA, 591 nt
Organism: Pleurotus ostreatus (oyster mushroom)
Lineage: Eukaryota; Fungi; Basidiomycota; Agaricomycetes; Agaricales; Pleurotaceae
Exons: 5
Coding region: 1-591 (196 amino acids)
Biological process (GO): protein retention in ER lumen; retrograde vesicle-mediated transport, Golgi to endoplasmic reticulum
Cellular component (GO): Golgi membrane
Source: RefSeq, a predicted model, not a curated record